UAUCCUAGGUUAAAGUAAUCGAAGUUUUACUGUAUUGAAAAUCAUUGAAUAUGAUACGCACGAUUUUCUCGUGCGUCAGUAAUAUAUAAUAAAGUCGGUUAGACGUGUACAUCAUUCGAGGUUUUCUGCAUUGCUACACACGUUUAUUGUACUAUAUCGUACACUGAAUUUUAAUGGCUACUAACGAAGAUUUAAUGGACGACUGCCCACGAGAGAGUAAUUCAGCCACAUUCAGCGGCAGACGAGAUUCGAACUCGGAAUUGUUUGAUUCUAUCACCACGUAUUUUGACAAUAAAUUCAAAUCGUUUAAGAGAGAUUUUCGGCAGGAAGUACAAGCAGCUUCAACGACGACCUUCAAAAAGUUCAAGGAAAGCACGUGUACGCCAGAUUUCAAGUACAAAGGGAAUAAGAAGCAGUUCUUAUUUAAUAAGGACGUCUAUGAUAAUUUGGAUGCUGCUGCAGAACUCAUAGAACAGGGAGAACAAGGAAAAUCUCUAGAGCUGAUAGAUGAUAUCAAAAAGAAAGUUUGUAAACGCAACAAACUUAUCAAAAUUGCUGACAAAAGUUCUGGCGGUUGGGAAACGGUGCGCGAGUAUGAGUCUGACGAGUUGGCCAGUGACAGCGAGGACGAGAAGAGGCUACGACGCGCUGAAAGUCGUGCGCUCUCUAAACAAAAAGCGAGGAAAAGACCGUUACCAGUGUCUACGCCGAGUAACCCAUACGUUUUGGGGGGUUAUACUCCUACUUCUUCUUUUGGUGCUCAAACCAAGGUCAGGCCUUUUCGUUCCUUUCGACAAGCAGGACGGUCCAGUCAGUGUUUCGCAUGUGGCGGAUGGGGACACUUCCGGGCUGAAUGUCCCAAGGUCAACGGAAGUCAAUUACCCUACCAGCGGUUUUUCUCAGGCUUCAGCGGAUCUCAGCCAGGUUCACAAUCGGCAGCUCCUAAAAACUGGUUCAAGCCCCAAGACUCAGACACAGUCCAAAAUUCAAAAUGUUAAAGAUGAGUAUGAUUUUGUAGAUUUAUUCAACUGUUCAGAAUAUUCUGUUUUCAUAGACGUGAAUUUCUAUAUGCAUGAACAUUAUUUUGAGUAUCAGAAAACAUUUAAUUAUAAUAACUACAUAUGUAAGUCUAAU
Ruditapes philippinarum (Manila clam) is the source of this 1134-nucleotide messenger RNA. RefSeq lists its product as uncharacterized. Gene Ontology annotation, molecular function: zinc ion binding; nucleic acid binding. The transcript has a single exon. The record is from RefSeq and is a predicted model, not a curated record. The coding region runs from base 174 to 998 and encodes 274 amino acids. NCBI's taxonomy places the organism in Eukaryota, Metazoa, Mollusca, Bivalvia, Venerida, Veneridae.